AUGGGCCGAAUAUGGCAAGUGAUCCGGAAUGAGCGUGGAUAUGCUGCGCUAGAAAUACCAGCUGCCACGCCGUUUUUGGAGACGGAGGACUGGAGGCAGCAGGCCAACGAACUCACCACUGCAGCACCCCCAACAUCUCCGCCCGUACCUGAAGUGAUUGCGAGACCGCCAACCCCGACCACACCGCCAACCCCAGCCACACCGCCAACCCCAGCCACACCGCCAACCCCAACCACACCGCCAACCCCGAUCACAGCAUCGCAACCCCGUUACAGUCUGAGAUCCGCCACUAACCCCGUUGUAAGGUCCACCCAACCAACGCAGAGGAGAACCCGACCAGCGCCCGUAGUGUUCAGGCCAGCGAAUAUCGAAACGCUGCGUCCUGAGCACGCCGUCGAGUUAGCAGCCACAACAACAACACCAUACGAAAUAAUUGAUAAUAAAAUAUGUAGCCCUCUGCACGUGGUGCGGGCACGACGUGCGCAUGCCCGCCGGCCUCUCCGCCGAUGCGAUCGAAAUAAGGAUGGACGACCAUCGUCGAGAGAGGUGCCUGCGCGCGCCUCCAGCCAUCAUCAAGGCGCGGCAGGUCGCNAUCACCAGCUCUGA
Molecule: messenger RNA, 606 nt
Organism: Anisakis simplex (herring worm)
Lineage: Eukaryota; Metazoa; Nematoda; Chromadorea; Rhabditida; Anisakidae
Source: the annotation of a GenBank genome assembly